Messenger RNA from Ectocarpus siliculosus, 1164 nucleotides. The record is from the annotation of a GenBank genome assembly. Lineage: Eukaryota; Phaeophyceae; Ectocarpales; Ectocarpaceae.
AUGGCUCCAUCGAUCGUACUCUAUCUAGCCGUGCUAGAGACGGGAUCUGUUGACAUCAAUCAAGGCAAUGAUGAUGGCAUCACUCCACUAAUUCUAGCCUCGUUCUUGGGUCACUCGCACGUUGCGGAGACCCUGAUCGAAAACGGAGCCGAUGUAUCAAUGGUGACUGACGACGGGUCCACUGCCCUGCACGCUUGCGCUAUGGAGGGACACGUCGCCAUCGUGGAGUUGUUAACCAAGGCUGGUGCUGACCUCGAGGCCGUGACAUCUGCGGGCCGCACACCGCUUCAUACGGCUACACGCGAAGGAAAGUCUGAGUUGAUGAGAGCAUUGAUCGAGGCAGGCGCGAAUCCCCACACUCGAAUGCCAACCGGAGAGACAGCGCUGCACAUCGUGGCUGAAGAAGGACACUUGGACGCGAUAAGGGAGCUGCUUCGCGGUAAGGCGGACGCGUCGUUGGAUGCACCAUGUAUCUGCAUACAACCACCGUCAUCGUCAGGGUUCCCUGGCGUCCCACUGGACGUAGCUGCCAGCAGUGGGCACUCGGGAGUGGUGCGCCAUCUAGUCCAGGAACUUGGGAUUAAAGGGUGUAACCCUGAAAACGCCGGCAAACAAGCUCUCCUCCUCGCUGCAUCGAAACGCGACUUGGACACCUUGGCGAUCCUGACCGGAGCGGGCGCGGUCGAUACGUCGGGCUCAGCUCUCAUGUGUGCCGCUGAGGCAUCCUUCAAGCAUUUCUUGCGGCAGAGGCUCAAGGAAGAAAAAGGUGGCGUUGAGUAUGCAUCCAUCAACGACCGUAUCAGUAGCGGCCUCACGGCCCUGGUUUUCAGUAUUCAGCGGUGCUUGUCGCAAACUCCCAGGAUCGUGCGGUUGCUCAUUAACGCUGGAGCGGAUACGACAUCGGUCAUUCGAGGCACGAACUCGGAGGGAGAGGUGCAAUGCAACGGUACGCCUCUGGCUCUCACAACGUCAUACCUCUGGGAGAAGAUUUUGGACAACGGCGAACCCGCCACGGAGGAGCACCUGCAAAGGCUGGAGGCUAUCCGUCGUUUACUGUUGCGAGCGGAGGCCGUCCAUGCUGUAUCUUGGCUGUGGCCAAGCGAUGCUUCCUUCGUCGGCCAUGCUGCGGAAAAAUGGCCCCGAGCCGCCUUUGCCACCACUUAG